AUGUACGGCAAGGGCCGAGGGAAGAAGGGGAAGGUGCCGGAGGUGCGGCCCAGCUCCUGGGCGAUCCAGGGCGGGGCGGCCUCGAAGAUCAUCGUCUCGGAGCCCCCGUCGAAGCGGCAGAAGGGCAAAGGCGAGAAAGGCGAGAAAGGCGAGAAAGGCGAAGAGAAGCCCAAAGUGGCCAACGAGCUUGCAAAGAAUCAGGCCACCGAUGAGCAGAUCGAAGAGAUCUGUGAUAUUUUGCGAUCCAACAAGGUCGACGAAGCCUUGCAGUUUGUGCAGAAGGAGCUGGACGUGUCGAAAGCCAACUCCAUUUCUGUGAAGCAGCUCGGGCAGCUGGUAGGCGCUGUGGGCUUGCGAACACCGCAGGAGCUGGCGCUCAAGUUUUUGGAUGCCGUGGAUGCCCUGAACCUGCCGAAGUUCCCAACCUGGGGAGCGCACUCCUACUUCGGCCGCUACGCGAGGUGGGCGCUGCGCGAGUUCCUGUCAGAGGCCACCAGCGCCAUAGAGCAGGCCGUCUCUUCGCCUGCGCACGUGCUCGAGAAGAUGGGCGUGUGCAUCCAGGCCAUGGAGGCUGCACCCUCAGAGAAGGGCCCGAACUACGUGAUGCUGAGCCCGGCAGCGGGCUUGCUGCCUGCUGGCCACGGCUUCCAGAGGGGCGACUGGGUUCUGGCCACCUUUCCAGAGACCGGCACCCCAGGAAUCAUGAUCACCUCAAGAGGAGAUGUCAGCGUGGAAGCAGAAGUGAUGGCGAUUGUGCCGCCUCCUGGGCAAGGCAUCCUUGUGAAGUUCGUGGGGGAGCUCGGCAAGAAAGCAGGUGAGAAGUUCAACAAGAAGACGUGCCGUGUGGAUCGUGUCGCCAACCAUGUGACCCUGGGCCGCCAGCUGAAUGCGCUCGUCACGCUCUGCAGCGCCACAGUUCCUGAGAAGCAAAAGGAGAAGGGCGAGGGCGAGAAGGGCAAGAAGGGCAAGGGCAAAGGCAAGAAGGGAAAGGACUGGAAGCCCACAGUGCCCGUGUGGCUCAAGGACCUGCUUCUAGCAGCGGAUAACAACCUCAUGGGCACGGAGCCGGGGCUCGCGGGUGUCGAGUUCCAGGGUGCCGGCAUCUCACACCACUCGGCUCUGGUCAAGGAGUGCAACGAAUCGCAGCGCGAAGCGCUGCUCGCCGCAGGCAGCAGGCGGCUAUCACUGAUCCAGGGCCCGCCGGGCGCCGGGAAAACCACCACGGCGCUGCUGUUGGUCCGCGGCUGGACGGCCGCCCGCCGAGGGCCCAUCCUCUGCUGCGCCGACUCCAACAUCGCGGUCGACAACCUGACAGCUGGCUGCGUGAAGGCCGGCCUCAAGGUGGUACGCAUUGGCAGGCCAGAGGCCACGCGCUUUGACCUGGAGAAGUACAACCUGCUAGAGAUGGUGAAGGAUGCAAAGGCACAGGACCCCAAUGCGGAAGACCGGGGCCACUUCGUGCACCAGCGGGAGAUCCUGGAAGACGCGGAGGUGGUUUGCAGCACGUGUUCCGGGGCGGAUCACCCAGUGUUGCAAGCCAAGGAGUUCGGCUGUGUCUUGAUCGACGAGGCUGGUCAGACGACGGAGCUGGCGGUGCUUGUGCCGUUGAUGAAGAUGAGGUUGGACGGCGUGGUGACUUUGGUGGGGGACCACCGGCAACUGCCGCCGACUAUCAGCAACGUGGAUGUGGACGUGGAAGGCUUAGGCACCUCGCUCUUCGAGCGUUUGUCCUCCCACGGGGUGGAGCCUUUCAUGCUGGACGUGCAGUACCGCAUGCACCCAGCCAUCGCCGCGUACCCCUCCGUGGCCAGCUACAACGGCAAGCUCCGGUCUGGGGUCAGCGGGCGCCAGCGCAAGGCCCCCCAGGGCAUUGCCUGGCCCGUGCCGGAGGCGCCUGUGACCUUCUUGCCCGUGGAAGGCAAAGAGAAGUCGGAGGGCACGUCGUGGAUGAACGACACGGAGGUGGACGCCGUGGAGGCGCUGCUGAGCAGCGCGCUGGCCUGGAAUGACAUCAACCCCACGGAGAUCGGGGUCAUCACCCCCUACGCCGCCCAGGCGCGGCUGCUUCGGCGGCGCCUGGGGUGCCCGCCACCGGGGAAGCGGCCGCCGGCGGGGUCGGUGGGCAUGGCGCUGGUGGAGGUGUCCUCCGUGGACGGGUUCCAGGGCCGCGAGAAGGACCUCAUCUUGGUGUCCACAGUAAGGGCCAACACCACCGGCAAGGUUGGCUUCUUGGGUGACCCCCGGCGCCUGAACGUCACAGUCACCCGGUCGCGGCGUGGCCUCGUGGUGGUGGGCCACUUCGAUACCCUGGCGUCUGACGAGUUCACGUGGCGGCCCUGGCUCAUUUGGGCCCAGGAGCGCGGGCUCGUGGCUGGCUGCGAAGCCACCAACGUGGAAGCGGCCAAGGCUCUGAAGCAGUUGGAGCUACUGACAGAAGACCAGCUGCUGAGGGCAUUGGACACCACCUACUCCACCCAAAAGCAAAGCCCUCUCACGCCGCACAAGCUCGAGUCACCAUCUGGUCAGCUGAGGAUGCAGUUCAUCUUCCUGUACUACGACCAGAACCGGAAUGGUCGUUUGGAGGUGGAGGAGGUGGCGAAGAUGAUCGAGCACAUCCAACAACUCCGAGGUGAGAGCCACAGCGAGGCCCUGGUGAAUGCCAAGGCUCUGGCUUCGCUGUACCCUGGCCCCUUUGGCUUUGCGGCCUUCUACGAUGCAACGCAGAAGAGGAUGCUCAAUGGCACCUCACCUCUGCUGCGCACACAGCAGGACCUCCUAGAGGCUGUUCGGCGAGCUCGAGAUGCGUCAGAUCACCCAGAGUCUGGUGUGAAUGGGCAGCAGAGGAGAGAGGAUCCCUUGGGGUCUUUGGGCCAGGCCGCUGGCAAGGCCGCAGACGGCGUGCAUCCGUCUCUGCCGUCUGCUGCGCUAGGAAGGCCUGCCUCCCGGGGACCGUCAGAGUACCGCCGGGAAGGCGGCGUGCAAAACCUGGCCCUGCGGGUUGUGAGAAGUCUGAUGGAGUUAUCCAACCAGCCCGUGGCGGAGUGGAGAUACAACUUGCAGCUGGUCAGCGCUCGAGAUCUGCUCUUGCUGUGCGACACGGUGGUGGAGCUACUCCGGCAAGAAGACUCCCUGGUGGAGGUGCCUCUGCCCUGCAGGGUGUACGGCGACAUCCACGGGCAACUGCUGGACCUUCUGGAGUUCUUCAAUGCCUUCUCCUGGCCGGACAAGCGCCGGGGCGACAUCUUCUCCAUGAACUACGUUUUCUUGGGCGACUUUGUAGACCGGGGAGCAUACUCGUGCGACGUCAUUUCAUUGCUCUUCUCCUUGAAGAUCCUCUAUCCAUUGAAGAUCUUCCUCGUUAGGGGCAACCAUGAGGACCGACUGAUGAAUGUCAACUACGGCUUCCAUGCUGACUGCGCAAGGAAGUUUGGGCGAGACGGUGAAGACAUUUGGGACCGUGUCAACGAUGUGUUCGAGUUCUUGCCCAUUGCUGCCGUGGUCGGAGGAGAGAUCCUGUGCAUCCACGGUGGCAUCGGGGACUCCAUCAGCUCCCUGGACGACCUCCGUGGCAUCCCGAAGCCCAUCCAGGUGGUGGGGGAGAUCAACGAAAGGACCACAAGGCAAGACCGCAUGGUCCUCGAUGCCCUGUGGUCCGACCCCACGGACAACGACCAGGUCCUGGGGGUGCACGUCUCUCCCCGCGGUAAAAACACUUGCCGGUUUGGGCCCGACCGGGUGCAGGACUUCAAUCGGAGGAACGCUUUGAAGCUCAUCAUCCGCGCCCACGAAUGUGUUCAGCACGGGUAUGAGUACUUUGCUGCAGGGCAGCUCCUAACAGUUUUUUCUGCUACAAACUAUUGCAAUCAGCACGACAACGAUGGCGCCAUGGUUGUUCUCGUCAAGGACGAGCGCACCGGCGAGGUGGUGGAGCAUGCGCAGGUCAUCAAGAGCGGCCAUGUGGACACCUCCUAUGGCUGGAAUGACCAGCAGUUCCGCGCGCCCUCGCCCAUGCGGCGGACCGGCUGA
Molecule: messenger RNA, 4026 nt
Organism: Effrenium voratum
Lineage: Eukaryota; Dinophyceae; Suessiales; Symbiodiniaceae
Source: the annotation of a GenBank genome assembly